AUGCAAAAUGAUGCUCGUAUCAGAGGUCAGGAUACCGACGAAGAGUGCUUUGACCAAGCUAAUUACAUCACAUGCACGUCUGCGUCCGGAUACAAUCCGUCAGUCUGUGACUGCAAACGGAGAUGGCGUUGUUAUAUAAAAUUUAAUAUCACUAAAGUUCCAGACCAUCCAGAUACCGGAGUUGACCCAAAUGACGUUUUCAGAAUCAACAAUGGACUGAUUGGUCCAACUAUUAUCGCAAGAUCCAAUGCAGUUUUAGUGGUUGAUGUUUUUAAUAACAUCGUUGGUGCUCCGGAUGAUGAUGAUGUUUCAAUGCAUUGGCAUGGCAUGCAUCAGGUUGGUGUUCCCUGGAUGGAUGGAGUUGGUUAUGUCACACAGUGGCCCAUACCUCCCGGUGGAAGGUUCAGGUAAACUAAAGUAUAUAUUAAGUUGGUAAGGCAUACCAAUACACCCUUUCGGAAAGUACGUCACUUUGGCUAUAGAGCCUCGUUUUCGUACAUGUGACAUUAGGUAUAAACCCAACGUUUCAAACACAAAAACAAGGCUCUAUAGCUAAUGUGACGUACUUUCCGUGGAGGCGUGUAUUGUAGACACUAUCCUAUAGAUGAAUAUCGUUGCCAAUAGAGGUCAUCGUUGAGGGAAAACGCGCGGGGAGGGAGCAAAUGUAUCCUUUUAAUAUAAAUCAAACAAACAAUUACUAGUAAACAAGUUAACAACGCUGAAUAAGAAACGAUACAAACUGUGCAUGUGUGUGAUUCUUGAAUACGCUAUAGGAGUGUCGAAGGAUUUUACCGACGAAUUGAGCUUCGAUGUUAAAAUUAAACUUAAGUCAGUCAUUAUGAUUGCAAUAAUGGUAUCUCUAAAUUUGUAAAAAGCAAGGGAUCUGGAUUCUGGUUUUUCCCCAAGAAAAAUUUAAAUUUGUGAAGUUCGAUAACCGGAUUACUGGCCUGGAGAUAAUUCACUAAAGAAUUUCGUCAUAUUGACACACUCCAAUUCCAAUGCUUCGCAACUUCCUGAAUACAUAUCAAUUAAAAAGUACCUCUCUAUAUCUAGAAUAUAUUCCGCCCUUGCCCGCUUGUUCCGGCGUUUUUGCUCACAUUACACCAAAUAUUGUUCACCAUUUCUUAGAUUCUGUCGAAUUAUGGCUUUUUAAGACAAUGCUCGGAGAGGCCAAAUCGCUUCAUUGAUUCUAACCGCAAUCUUGAAGAAUGUUCCAGGCUCGUGGUCUGAGUAUUUUGGUUUGAGCUAUUUUGUCCUGACUAUAGAGCUUCCAUACUUUCUACGAGCUUGUGUUUGAUGCAACUAUAUGACCCGAAAAUACAAGAACAAACUUCGAGGUUUCGAGCGAACCUUACGUGUUAUCUAUAGUAACCAUAAGGCAUAUAAGUUAUGUGAUUUUCAUGGUAACUGUUAUGAACACACAUUAGCCCUUACCCGAUAUGUCUAUUUAAUAUUUUUAAUUUGCUACUUCGAAAUUAUUUUCAAAAAAAUCCCGGUAGAAACCAAGUUGUAAUUAUAUCAUAUUACAGAUAUAUCUUCCGAGCUAAGCCGUCAGGAACGCAUUGGUAUCAUUCCCAUAUGCGCUCCCAGAGAGAUAAAGGAAUGUAUGGUGCGUUGAUCAUUCGUGAAAAUAAGAGAGACAUCUACCACCCCAACAAGCUUGGUCGUUUUAGAGAUGAACCAGAUAAAAAAACUCUAGCAAUAAGAGAGCACAUGAAACAAGAGACCGCGGCUGACCCCGUGCCGUGUUUUCCAGACAAUUCCGAAAUGCCGGAUUUAGAUGAAAUUUUGGAAUGGUUUCAAAUAAAUGGUUACAAGCUGGAUAGUAAAAUAGACGAAGAAAAUGUAAAACCUUUUUUCAAUGUACAACCUGGGGAAAAUUAUCGUUUUCGCCUCAUUGGAACUAUGUCGCAGACAAUCCUUCGUUUUUCUAUAGACCAUCACAAGUUGUACGUUAUAUCGACUGACGGUUACCUCACACGGCCGUUUGAAACUGAUGUCUUGAUUAUGCAUGUCGGAGAGCGAUACGACUUCAUAUUGAAGGCAGAUGAUAGCGUUGAACCAGGAACAGUCUAUCCAAUUCGAAUUGAAUCUGUCGCGGUACGUUGUGAUGAUUUCAGUAAACCAGAACGCCUUGGGUUUGCAUAUCUUAGAUAUACUAAAGGCAGUUCUGCAGAAACAGUAAUAGUCAAUGAACAUAAAUCUCGUUGCUAUACUGGCGGUUGUACAGCAUUGAAUUGUCCUUUUAAGUCAUAUCCCAAAGGCGCAAGCGAUGUUACCUUGGAGUGCCAUGAUGUGUACGAUGUACUACGUUUGCUCUAUCCAACACCGAAUACCGACAUCCCAUCAGCAACAGAUAUAUCUUUCGAGGGAUUCUUCAACGUCGGUAUAAAAGGACAAGGAGUUGCAACUGUUAAUGGUAUAAAAUUUAAACAAGCCUCGGAGCCUUUGGUGCAGUCUCACUAUAAUAAUCAAACCCUUGAUGAGUGUAAAUAUCAAGACACCCUUGAAUGUGAAUCUAACCCAACACCUUCAUGUCCACAUACAGUUCACAUUCCAAAACAACACAAGAUGAAAACGAUACGGUUUGUCUUUUCAUCAAUUUCUUCCGGUGGCUCACUUUCGUCAAUCAGAACACAUCCAAUGCAUAUGCACGGUCAUUCAUUUUUUGUGGCAAAAAUUGCUUACCCUAGUUAUGAUCACAAUGGGACAAUCGUAAGCCAGACUGAAGAUCUAACAAUACCGAAUUGUGGACCAGGAACGUGGAAGGACGAUGUGCAACCAGAAGGAAUACGAGUGGACAGUGAAACAAUCCGCAAAGAUGUUAUCAUAAUUCCUGCGGGAGGAUAUGUGGUCGUUGAUUUUCUGGCAGAUAACCCGGGCUGGUGGUUUUUGCAUUGUCAUAUUGACGUUCACCUUUCAAAUGGAAUGGGGAUCGUGGUUGGAGAACUUCCUGAAUGUCAGAACCCUCCACUUCCAGACUUGAUGGAACAGACGAACA
Molecule: messenger RNA, 3001 nt
Organism: Paramuricea clavata
Lineage: Eukaryota; Metazoa; Cnidaria; Anthozoa; Malacalcyonacea; Plexauridae
Source: the annotation of a GenBank genome assembly